This is a messenger RNA of Tinamus guttatus (white-throated tinamou), 618 nucleotides long. Lineage: Eukaryota; Metazoa; Chordata; Aves; Tinamiformes; Tinamidae. The record is from RefSeq and is a predicted model, not a curated record.
GAGCUAAGUGUGGCUCUGUACAGGCACCUCCUCGGCCUUCCGGAGGGCGAAGGCAGCCGGGAUGAGCCCGGAGCUGGGCAGGAUCUGAACCUGCUGUGCUGUGACAUCGAUGCCGAGUUGAUCGAGCGGGCUCGGAGCUCUAGCCCCUUUCCUGCCUCCAUAUCCUUUGCCCAGCUGGACAUCAUGGAUUCUGGGGCCAGGGAGCCCUUGCUGAGCUCCCACCUGCGCCGCUUCGGCCGCGCCGCCUUUGACAUUGGCUUCUGCAUGUCUGUGACCAUGUGGAUCCACCUGAACCACGGGGACAGCGGCCUGGUGGCCUUCCUGGCCUUCCUGGCCUCUCUGUGCAGGUACCUGCUGGUGGAGCCCCAGCCCUGGAAGUGCUACCGGGCGGCCGCGCGGCGUCUCCGCAGGCUGGGCCGGAAUGACUUCGAUCACUUCCGCUCCCUCGCCAUCCACGGGGACAUGGCGGCCAGGAUAACGGAGAUCCUGACCAAGGAUUGUGCCAUGGACCUGGUGUGUUGCUUCGGGAGCACCAGCUGGGACAGAAGCCUCCUGCUCUUUAAAGCAAAGGGCUGGAAUCCUGAGGACAGGGAGCCCUUGGAGCGGGGCUGUGAUUGA